UUGGGCGUCAUUUUGUGUUUGGACGUGUACGAAGUAUCUUUGAACGCUUCUUGUCUGACAUAAAAACCUCUCCUAAAAACUUCCAAGUUUUUCUCCUUUAUUCAUUCGUUCCUACUGAAGAAAAUAACCAAACUUCAAAAUGCGUGAAUGUAUCUCUGUACACGUUGGCCAAGCUGGAGUCCAGAUUGGUAAUGCCUGCUGGGAAUUAUACUGUUUGGAACAUGGAAUUGCUCCUGAUGGUCAAAUGCCAUCUGACAAGACCAUUGGAGGUGGAGACGACAGUUUCAAUACCUUCUUCAGUGAAACUGGUUCUGGCAAACAUGUACCCAGGGCUGUAUUUGUUGAUUUGGAACCUACUGUUGUUGAUGAGGUAAGAACUGGAACAUACCGGCAAUUGUUCCAUCCUGAACAAUUGAUUACUGGUAAAGAAGAUGCUGCCAACAACUAUGCACGUGGACACUACACAAUUGGCAAAGAGAUUGUUGAUGUUGUUUUGGACAGAAUCAGAAAAUUGGCUGAUCAGUGCACUGGUCUUCAAGGUUUCUUGAUCUUCCACUCUUUCGGAGGUGGUACUGGAUCUGGUUUUACUUCUUUAUUGAUGGAAAGACUUAGCGUUGACUACGGAAAGAAGAGUAAAUUGGAAUUUGCCAUCUACCCCGCUCCUCAAGUGUCCACAGCAGUAGUUGAGCCUUACAACUCCAUCUUGACCACACAUACAACCCUGGAACACAGCGACUGUGCAUUCAUGGUUGACAAUGAAGCCAUCUAUGAUAUCUGUCGUCGUAAUCUUGACAUUGAGCGUCCAACAUACACUAACUUGAACCGUCUUAUUGGCCAGAUUGUUUCUUCAAUCACAGCUUCUCUUCGUUUCGACGGCGCCCUCAAUGUUGACUUGACUGAAUUCCAGACCAAUUUGGUCCCAUACCCCCGUAUCCAUUUCCCGCUAGUAACUUAUGCACCAGUUAUCUCUGCUGAAAAGGCUUACCAUGAACAAUUGUCUGUAUCUGAAAUCACCAACGCUUGUUUUGAACCAGCCAACCAGAUGGUGAAAUGUGACCCACGUCACGGAAAAUACAUGGCUUGUUGUAUGUUGUAUCGAGGUGAUGUUGUACCUAAGGAUGUUAACGCUGCCAUUGCUUCUAUCAAGACCAAGAGGACCAUUCAGUUUGUUGAUUGGUGUCCAACUGGUUUCAAAGUUGGUAUCAACUACCAACCUCCAACUGUUGUCCCUGGUGGUGAUUUGGCUAAAGUACAACGUGCUGUUUGCAUGUUGUCCAAUACGACUGCAAUUGCUGAAGCCUGGGCUAGAUUGGACCAUAAGUUUGACUUGAUGUAUGCUAAACGUGCUUUCGUCCACUGGUAUGUUGGAGAAGGUAUGGAAGAAGGAGAAUUCUCUGAAGCCCGUGAGGACUUGGCUGCUUUGGAAAAGGAUUACGAAGAAGUUGGUAUGGACUCUGUCGAAGGUGAAGGCGAAGGCGGUGAAGAAUACUAAACAUCGAUUCUCCAAAAAAAAAUAUUGCUUGGUUUAACAACUCAUAAAAUUAAAUUAACUUCAGUAUUUA
Molecule: messenger RNA, 1562 nt
Organism: Sipha flava (yellow sugarcane aphid)
Lineage: Eukaryota; Metazoa; Arthropoda; Insecta; Hemiptera; Aphididae
Product: tubulin alpha-1 chain
Exons: 3
Coding region: 140-1492 (450 amino acids)
Biological process (GO): mitotic cell cycle; microtubule cytoskeleton organization
Cellular component (GO): cytoplasm; microtubule
Molecular function (GO): GTP binding; structural constituent of cytoskeleton
Source: RefSeq, a predicted model, not a curated record